UCUUGUUCCUCAGCACGUGAAAUUUCAAAAAUAACAAAAGAAAAAUUUGUUGAUCCACAUUUAUUUUGUAUAUAUCAUAUUGUGUAGAGAAAAUCAAUAAUGAAGACAUUUUCAUCAAAACGGGAGGAACGCAAAGAAAAAAAGAAAAAGAAGUUGCUAGCUCUUGCUAAAUUGGUACAACUAAAUGACAACGAUCGCCGAGACACUGCGACAAACCAAGUUGUUUCAGAGGUCGGCGAGACUCCAAUUACAAAAGACGACGACGAUGGCUUUGUAAAGGUGACACACAAAAAGAAACCUGCCAAAUUAAUGCCUCCAAAGCCUCCAAACAAAAAAGGAAAAACUGAGAUAGCUUUAGAAGAUGAACCUGAGACAAAACGUCCUAAGCUUACAAAAAGUGAAAGUACAGACGGUAGUGGCAGUGACACUUCCCAAGUGUCGUCAACUACAGAAGAACAACAACGUCUAAAAUUACAACUUACUGAAGAGCAGUAUAAGGAAUUACGUCGCCAAUUAAGACAACGUAAAAGGGAACUGGAAAACGUGCCUAUAUUACGAUUGCGUGAAUUCGGCCAACGCGCCUCGCUAGAGAUGCCGCAAGGACAGCGUACGCCAAUAUUUCUAACAGACAUUCAACAUUUGUUAAUGUCAGCCCUAAUCGGAAAAAAGUCACCAUGCAGUCCGGAUAGAUGGUGCUUCUUAGAGAAACCGUUGCGGCUAUCUCAUAGUGUCGUUUUAAUACUAGAAGGCCUUUCACUUUAUCACUAUCUCUCGAAUGAAAGUAAAUUCACCAAAACAAAUGAAAUAUUUCGGACGCGUUUAGAAGUUGUUUUGCCACCACUUAAAGAAGGCUCUAUUGUUGAGGAAAUUGCCCAGGUACCACUAACGAAUGUACAAGCACAUAAGUUAAUUGAACAACAUGGUUCACUAGAGUUGGCUGUUGAAAUGACUAAAGAUCCCACGUUACUAGUUAAAACAAUAUUUCCAGUUGGUGAAGCAGCAACAGUACCCAAGGAAAGCAAUUUGCCCGUAGGUGACAAAUUUCCGCGCACAAAACUUUUGCUCUCUGCUCUACAAAUGGUGGAUGAGGGUUAUCCUAUGCCAUUACGUGGUGAGCUUAGCAACCGUUUCAAAGAAUAUGUAUUUACCAAGGAUAAAUACGAACCUGUUACGGACAGCAGCCCAAUGUAUGGCGUAGAUUGUGAAAUGUGUCGAACAGUCGUUGGCCACAACGAACUCACGCGUGUUUCAAUCGUCAAUGAAGAUCUUGAAACCGUUUAUGAAACACUUGUAAUGCCGACAAAUAAAAUUGUUGACUACCUGACACCCUAUUCUGGUAUAACAGCGAGCAUCAUGAAAACUGUAACAAAAACGAUAGAAGAUGUUCAGCGGGAAGUAAGGGAAUUACUACCGGCGGAUGCUAUUUUGGUUGGCCAGUCCUUGAACUUUGAUUUGAACGCAAUGAAAAUGAUGCAUCCUUACGUGAUAGAUACGAGUAUGUGCUUCAAUUUAAGUGGCGUUCGUAGAAGGAAGGCCAAACUGCAAACGCUUGCCAUGACAUUUUUGAAGGAAGCAAUUCAAGAAAAUGCAGAUGGUCACGACUCCGUUGAAGAUUCGUUAGCUAGUUUAAAGUUGGUGAAAAUGAAGUUGGCAAACAGCUUAGAGUAUGGUGACGAAAUUCUAUCACAAAAGAAACGUUUACACGACAUUAUGCGCUUGGCUAGUGGUGAUAAUAUUAAGAACAAUCUUUUGGCACAUGCGUCCCGAGAUAGAAGAACAGCGAUUAUCACCAACGGCACGCUCCAGCGGCAAGUGAAGGAAAUCUUAACAAAAACAGAAGAUAAUGACACGAGGGACGCACUGAAAAGUGUUUCCUUUUACGAAUUGGAAACGAAUAAGAGCGCAAUUAACAAAGCACGUGAAAUUGCGCUGGAAAACUCACUGACGAUUACUAACUUACGUUUAGGAGUUGAGGAAUUUCAACUGGAUAAUGCGGAAAAAACUGUGAUGAAACUUGACAAAUGGAUUGGCAAAUUAUGGCAAACCGUUGCACAUAACGGUAUGUUCUUAGUUUUGAUGGGUGGUUCAACAGAAUGUGCCAGUGGCGUAGCAAAAAUUGCUAUUAAGAAGGAUGCGGCAACAGCAGCAGCUAGCAUAGCGACGACCACUCCGAUCACUGUGUAGUGGAAGUAAAAAUGUUUAGAUGAGGUGUUAUAUAAACGAUGGAAAAUGAAUUCGUGGAAAUUAAAUAUAAAUUUAUUUAAUAACGGGAGAUAAAAAACAAAAUACAUGUUCCAUAUAUACUUUUUCG
This is a messenger RNA of Bactrocera latifrons, 2311 nucleotides long. It is a transcript of the gene Rexo5, whose product is annotated as small RNA degrading nuclease 5. Gene Ontology annotation, molecular function: exonuclease activity; nucleic acid binding. The transcript is spliced from 3 exons. Bases 100 to 2184 code for a protein of 694 amino acids. Gene Ontology annotation, cellular component: nucleus. The record is from RefSeq and is a predicted model, not a curated record. NCBI's taxonomy places the organism in Eukaryota, Metazoa, Arthropoda, Insecta, Diptera, Tephritidae.